CGUAUGCUAAUGCUUUAAAAAGUGUCCCGCCUAUUAUUGUUAAGCCAAAAUCAAAACAAAGUGUUGGCGUAACAAAAAAAGACCUAAAUAAGAUAGAUGCCACUGACAUGAAAAUUAAUAAGGUGAUAGAUAAAUCCAAUGCUUUUAUAAAAUGUGUGAAAGUUUUUAAACAAAGAAGAAAUAAUAGCUCGGUGUGCACCUUUAGCGCAAUCAUCGAAAUUGAACAUGAGAAAUACUUGGAAGUGCUAAAACGGGAGAAGAUUAACAUCGGGUGGGAUCAGUGUGGCGUAUAUGAUGGGCUAAAUGUUAAAAGAUGUUUCAAAUGUUUAGGGUACAAUCACAACGCAAAUACAUGCACUAAGAAGUUAAGAUGUGGUCUAUGUUUGGGUGAACAUAAAUCUGAUGAGUGUAGUACACAGGUAACAAAUCCUGUCUGUGGAAAUUGUGCGGAUGCAAAUAAAGAUCUUGGUUUUAAGCUCGAUACAGGUCAUAGCAUUUUCAGCAAGGAAUGCCCUGUCUACCAAAGAAAACUGAAAAUACAAAAACAGCGGGUGGGUUACUAGCAACCAA
Molecule: messenger RNA, 570 nt
Organism: Rhagoletis zephyria (snowberry fruit fly)
Lineage: Eukaryota; Metazoa; Arthropoda; Insecta; Diptera; Tephritidae
Source: RefSeq, a predicted model, not a curated record